This is a messenger RNA of Caretta caretta (loggerhead turtle), 8155 nucleotides long. It is a transcript of the gene HLCS, whose product is annotated as holocarboxylase synthetase. NCBI's taxonomy places the organism in Eukaryota, Metazoa, Chordata, Testudines, Cheloniidae. Gene Ontology annotation, biological process: protein modification process. Gene Ontology annotation, cellular component: cytoplasm. The record is from RefSeq and is a predicted model, not a curated record. Gene Ontology annotation, molecular function: biotin--[biotin carboxyl-carrier protein] ligase activity.
GGAACGAGCCGGAGCGGGGCGCCGCCGGCCAUGCUGAUCACGCUGUGCUACCUGUACCUCUGGGCGCGCUGGGGGGCCGGCUGGGCCGGGCUCAUCCGACGCACCGUGCGCCGCCUGCACCGCGCGCGCUGCGCCUUCGUCUUCGGCUGCUGCCGCGGCGGCGCGGGCUGCCCCCCUCCCCGGCGGCGGCGGCGGCGCAGGCAGGGGUCGCCCGGGCUGGGCGAGGAGCCCGUCUGCCUCCGGCUGGGGGACAAGGUCUUCUUCACUGAGGAGACCCCGCAGUCCCUUGAUGAUUUAAACAAAUGGACUCUACUUCUCAUAUCUCCUUUUAUUUAUUCUGAUAAAAUACUUGAUGCAGAACAUAUAGCAUUUGUGACUGAAAGUGUUUCUGCCCAGGCAGAUGAUUUACAGACUAUAUCUAGUUCCUCAAAAAAGGUUAUAAAGUGGUCAGACUGUUGUUCACCUUUGGCCUAUAAACCCGGAGAACCUUAUAAAUUAAUUGCUGAAGCAAGUGUGGAUAACUUCAGUAACCUUGGAAUAGCAUUCAUGGAAGACAGACUUCAAAUGGAUAAUGGAAUGGUGCCACGAAAGAUUGUUUCUAUCCAUUUACAGGAAUCUGCUCUAAAGGAGCUCAAGCGGAUGGCUGCACCUACAGAAGAGAAGAAUAGCACUAAUAGCAUACACAUGGAUGAAAUGACCCCUGCUCCUCCAUUUGCAGCUGCAACUAAACAAGGAUCAACGUCAACUGAUUCUACAGGAGGUGGUGACCAGGAGGUGAGAGAAGAGAAAUCCAGGCUGGAGAAAAGAAGUGAGUCUCAUAAUGAGCCUAAUAACCUAUGUGAAAGGGAGACAAGUACUGGUAAACAUCACCACCUGCACCUUUCCAGCUGCCAUGAAUGCUUUGAACUUGAAAACAGCACCAUUGAGUCAGUCAGAUAUGCUUCAUCAGAAAACAUUCCAGAACUUCCUGAUGAUUGCAGUGCUAGCGUGGAAGAAGUUACUGAUGGCUGUCUGGCAAGAGAACUAAGAAGGAUAAACCUCACUGGGAAGACUCCCAAUGUUUUAAUUUAUGUGGGCUCUGACCCUAUGAAAAUCAAAUUUGAGAAGAUAAAAUCAGUGCUCAAGGAGUGCAUUCAUACAGACAGCUACACCAUCUACCAGCUGGUAGAGGAACAAGUUCUGAAAGCUCCCUGGCUUGAUAACUCAUUGUUGUUGGUUAUUGCCACAGAGGAACCCAUUUCUAAGGACAAUCACAAACGGUUCCUGACCUACUUGUCAAGAGGUGGGAAGAUUUUAGGACUUUCUGCCUCUUUUACAUUUGGCAGUAUACAGAUAAGGAGCAAAAGUGAACUGAAGAAGACCAUCCAAGAAUUAGUGUUCUAUAAAGCAGAUAACAGUGAAGUUAAAUUAAACCUUCUGACCAGUGGCAGUGUUUUUGAGCAAGAGGCUAAAGAAAAUCACAGCCAAGUGAAGUCGUUGAGUCACUUAAGUAAUACAGAUAAAGAUAUGAUCAUUGUUCACCUGCCAUAUGGAGAUUGUGGAGGAGAAGCCAUUCUGUGUCAGAUAUACUUGGAAAUGGAUAUUGCCUCUCUGACUACCCAAACCCAAGAAGAUUUUAAUUUACUCAAAAUGAGCAAUGCCAAGAGAUAUGAAGUUCUUAAGGAGAUCCUGACCUUACUUGGCCUGAGUUGUGAAUUAAGCGAAGUUUCUUCACUAACUCCUAUUUAUUUGCUUUCUUCUGAUGAGGAAAAUCAUAUUGCUUUUCUGAAGUGGCUUGGAAAAAAAGUAGAUGUUGAAGGAUUAAUAAAAUCCAGCAAAAUGACCCUUAAGUUUGUCUCCUCUUACAAGCCGGAAAUUGAGAUAAUGCCAUCUCUCAUACCAGUCGUCACUGUGGGAGGCUUCUCAUCUGAACACUUCAGCCUGCAGACAUAUCAACAGAAUCUGCAAACAAAGAAGCUUGGCAAGAUUGUUCUGUUUGCUGAAGUCACAUCAACAACAAUGAAUCUUCUUGAUGGGUUGAUGUUCGAUUUGCCUCAAGAAAUGGAUUUAAUAGCCAUUGCAGUUCGACAAACACAAGGGAAAGGUCGUGGUGGAAAUGUCUGGCUCAGUCCUGUGGGAUGUGCUCUAUCAACUUUACAUGUUUCCAUUCCUUUGUGUUCCCAGCUGGGACAGAGAAUUCCUUUUAUUCAGCACCUGAUGUCCCUGGCUGUGGUGGAAUCAGUGAGAUCAAUACCUGGAUAUCAGGAUAUUGACCUGCGAGUGAAGUGGCCAAAUGAUAUUUACUACAGUGACCUUAUGAAGCUUGGCGGGGUUCUGGUAAAUUCUACACUUAUGGGAGACACAUUUCACAUACUUAUUGGCUGGGGAUUUAAUGUGAAUAAUAGCAAUCCCACCAUAUGCAUCAAUGAUCUCAUCAUGGAGUACAAUAAGAAAAAUAUGACAAAACUAAAGUCCUUAACAGCAGACUACCUGAUUGCUAGGAGUGUAACUGUGCUGGAAAGACUGAUUGAAACAUUUCAGGAGAAAGGACCUGAUGGAGUUCUUCCCUUAUAUUAUAAACACUGGAUACAUGCUGGUAGGCAAGUCCGUCUCUGGAGUGAAGAGGGCCCAUUAGCGUGGAUAGUUGGAAUCGAUGAUUGUGGAUUCCUUCAAGUUCAUGAGGAAGGAAAAGGUGUAGAGUCUGUGCAUCCAGAUGGCAACUCAUUUGACAUGCUGAAAAACCUUAUUAUCUCAAAGCAGCGGUAGACCUUGGAUUUGGUGAAAAAGCUGCUCUAAGAAGACUGUUCAGUUUUCAGCACCUAGCAGCUGAUCUUGGCUAUACACAAUAUAUCAAACUGGAAUGAUUUGGAGGUGAAGUGUAGAAGCUAAAUAUAGCAUUUUACAUUAUUGUUUCAUUUCUGCUGAGUUUUCUAGCCAGUGGCCUUAAGGACCAGUUAGUAUUUUCUAUGCAUUUUUCAUGUUGCAUAUUUUUAAGCAUAGAGGUGAGAGGUAGCUUAUGAUUAGGAGAAAUCAACUUUUUACCAAUCUCUAGUUUCUUCUUUCUUAACCUGGAUAGCUUAGCUGAAAGUUGCUACAAAAGUUAGUGUUAUCCCAUUACUGGAGACCCAUAAUCUUUUGCUAAUGGCCAUUUUUUAAAAAAAAAUUCACUAAUGUUAUUGUUUGUUAUAAGCAUUUACAGUAGGGAGGUAUUUGCAAAGGAAGAUGUUAAGCUCAUUAAUUCAAUAUAUUUAAGAAACUAAAAAGACUGUAUAUAUUUUUAAAAAAAAAUGUGUUUGAAUAAUGCAUUUGUUGUGGUUUUGCUUUGGGUAUAAGCAGUAAAAAGUUUAAAUUACUUAUUAUGAAAUUUUAAAGAAAUGAGUUCUGCUUAUGUCAGCUGUGGAGGACACAUGGAAGAACUCACCAGACACCCAUAAGGGAAAGUGGCAAGAAUUCUGCAAGUUUAUUAAGUUAACUGUGUAUUCACUGCAUGCUUAGAUAAUAGUCCCUCCCACCCUUUAGAAAUAAUGAGAAACUUUGCUGAUUCGGUUCUGCUCCCUGUGCGCUUCUAUUUCCUUUCAUCAUUCUGUAACUGGAUCUCUGGCCUGUAGGCCCUUUGCACCUCUCUUAUGGUGGCCUUAUGCUUGGACAUCCCCACCAGCAGUGCCUGUGAACUGGGUUCAUUUAUAACCCCCGAGAUAUAGAUCUUUUCUGCUUUUCUUAGCCUGUUAACUAGCUCUGAUUCUUAGUAAAUCACCCCAUGCCUCCUUGUAUCAUGGUCUUUCUUUCAAGAGCUCUUAACCCUCCACAAGAAUUACCCACCACAUAUGCAAUUAGUGAAUCACUUAGUUGUCAUCCUCUAUGUUACUGGCCAUCAAAUCCUCAGUCCACGAAUUGAUAUCAGUGUUGACUGUACUUCACUCAAUCCCUGAGAGGUGAACCACAUCCAAAUGAUGAAAUAAGAGAAGGAAACUUGUUCUUAAGGUCUCCUCUGCUAGCAACUACUCCAGUGAGAAAAGCACAAUGAGGGGGCCUCUGUUCCAACCAUCUCUCUCAAAUCUCUUUUAUUGUACUUUCAUACUAUUUCCCAAAGCAAGCCUCCUAUUCCAGUGGUGUUAAUUGAACCCAAGGGAUUUGAUUGUUUACUUGAAAGUGCCCUGCUGUGCAGCCUCCAACCUUACCUAAUUGCUGUACAGGUUGGGUCAGAUACAGUAGAUAAGACAGUAGGUGACUGGAGGGCAUAGGCGAGAAGCUGAACUUGAGCUCCCAACUGCAUGGAGAUGCUUUCAGGUUCUUCUCCUGGACCAGUCAAAUUUUCAUUUACAGCUUGGUCACCUGAGCAAUGACCUCAAGCCAACCACCACACACCAAUAGAUGUCAGGUGUGACCUGGCCAAUAGCCAGCUAUGUCUCCUAAUGUGGACUGCCAUUGGUUAUUACUACACCCUUCCCUUAGGAUGCUUGGCUCAGCCAAGUGGGUUCUCACAAAUACAUUCCUGUCUUUUAGCCAGAAAUGGAAUUCAUGGGUUAAAGUUCACUUCGUAAAUAACCAAUAUAAGGAGAUCAGCUCAAUUACAAAUCCAAGAAAUCUUAAAGGAGAAUUGGCCUGUAAUGGUAGAUUAGAGUAAUCCUUACUUACUGGAAUUUGGCUGCUUUGUUGGUAAAUUGCUAGCAAUUAAGUUUUCUGUGUAUUUAAAGUGAGGCUUGUGACCUCCGUGUCAUAGUUUCUUUCACUUCUGCCUUCCAAAAGAGUCAGUUUCUUACCUCAGACAGGACUGCACACCGAAAAAAAUGAUAGAAGUAACACAAUAGAGACUAAAUAUUGAAUGACUUAUUUAAUAAUUCAUAUUUAAUAUACUAUAUGUAAACAAUAAUACCCAACUUCCCUCUCACAAGACCUUGGUUAGAAAGAAAAAAAGCUUAAUUUUAAUACUGCUUUGGGCUGGGAACUUUUGACUACUGACUUACAGAUAGAUAUACAUGAUUAUUUAUUUUUAAUUCUCAAAUUUAAGUUUGAGCUACUAAUCUUAAAUACUGAGAGGAACUCUUGCAGUGUGGUGGUCUCUUCUUCUCUGCCUUUUCUUUAUACAGCUUACAAAUGAUGCAUGUUGCUACUUAUCAACUGCAGAAGGCAGAAUUUUGGUAUUGCUUUUUACUCCUUGCCAGCAUCCCCAGCUAUAAAUAGUGAAAAGAAAAUUCAGCAAUGCUCUUGGUGCUUCUUGGUCUGGUUUAUUUCAUCAUGAAAACCUUCCUUUAAUGCAGAGCAGUUACAUUCCCAAUCUGACUAUUGUAUCGCUGAAUUAAUUCUAGAAAACUGCUGUUUGUGCUGCAGUCCUUAAUAUAAAACCCGACUGUCACUAUCAGGGCACAGUCAGGCAACCUUUUUGUAAAGCAGAAUUAACAUACGUAGGGCCAUAUCAUACCACUGAUUAUUUUUGUCUAAGCAGAGUUGAUCUGAAUGUGACUUACAUUUGAAAUGUGACAAUAUAUGGCCCAUACUGUAGUAGGAUCAAUAGCAACAGUAGUAGUUCCGAAAAUUUCCAUAUGAAAUCAUAAACUUUAUAAUAGAGAUAAACCUGAACCACAAUCCCCUGACUGAAAUACACCCAAACUUCAGGAAAUUUGGAUCCAGAUUUGAACGUGGUGGCCUGCCCUGAUCUCGGUCAUGGACUGAUCCAAAACCCUGGAUACAAACACCCCAAAACAUUGGGAACGUUUUGAUCAACAUCUAGGUCCAAAAUGUGCAGUUUAAGCCCAUGUAACACUUUACAAAAACCUCUUUCUGCAUACAGAUGUACUGAUGCAGACCUGUAUGCCUUCCUAGAGCAUCAUUGACUUCUUUGGGACUCUGCAUAGGAAUAUAGGCCUGCCCACAUGGUUUGGUGGGGCUGCAUGGGUAUAAAUAUUCCCUAUCCCCACCCCCACACACACUGUUUCGGUCAGCAGGAGGGUAAUGCAGCACCCUCAACUGACCUGGCCCCAACUGCUUUCUGCCCUUCCUGUCCAUACCUGUAAACUUCCCCUUUCUCCUCAUCUGCUGAAAGGGAGCCGUUAAAGGGGCAACACCCCUUUUUCUCCAGCUAGCCGGACAAAGACCCACUUGCAUGCAUGUUGCAAUAGACACAUUAUCCCAAUAAAAAGACUAAGGGGGAAAACAUACUCCUUCUUGUGGGCAGAGCUGAGUGUCUAUAAAACUUCACUUAGCUGCAAUGCCACAGGACCUGUAGAGCAGGCAGAUAUAUAUCUUUAACUAUAUAAUAAAAUGCCAACAGUUUUUCAUAGCUCCUAUCAUUGCUUUUUGGAUUUCUGUGGGGGGUUCUUAAUGAAAACCAUGUUUUGUUUAUGUUUUACACUGUAAUGCUAUUCUGGACGUGUCUGCAUCGGAAAAUUUAUUUAAUUUCCUUUUUGUAAAUGAAAACUAAUGAAGUGUGGACAUGUCAGAGCACAAGUAGAUCUUGUGGGAAUACUACUUUUCCUUUACGCUUUUUAAUGGCUUGUUCUUGUAUGUACAAGACUGCCUAUUGUCUUGAGAGGGAAAAACAGCCUUCAGAUGGAUGAAAUAUUUGUCAUAAACCUGAUUUUUGCUUCAGAUGUACCAUAGAAUUUUACAAAGCAAAUUCCUGUUUUAUACAGAACAGCUGAGUAAGUCCAUUCUGACCAGCAGCUGUUACUGUCAAGAAAGCCUUUUUAUUCUACACUCAUCUUAAGGUAUAUGGGGAACACAGUCGGUAAUCUCAUUGUUUUUGUGCCAAACUUGUCAAAAAAAAGUGUCUCAGAGUUUUUGUAUGACAACUACCUUUUUUUAUUAAAAAAGCCCUAUACAAAUUAGAUAAAGCAUAGAAAUAUAUAUGGGCAAAGGUAGAAAGUCAACCAUCCCAAAAAGCUAGAAGUAUCACACUGAAAAUGUGUUCUUAUUAAAAUGUCCAGAUUAGUAAAACACCUAUUUCAUUUUUAGGCUGAGGUCACAUCUCAAAUGAUUUUCUUGAUGAAGUGCUGUCCAAAAUAUUUCAUUAUGGUAUCCAUAUUUCUUGCAAUUUGAGCUUUUCUCCGCUGGACUCAGUUAUAAAACUCAUUAGAUGUGAAAAUAGCUAUAGCGAUUGUAUAUUGAUAGCAAAACUUCUGCUGAGCAAGUGGGGGUGGGGUGGAGAAGGUGUAUGUCUGUCUCUUUGGAAAGAGUGAGAUAGGGAGUCCUAUCCAGAUAGAAGUGAUACCAUUUCCAGUAUUUUUAAAAUUAUAUCAGGCACUUAGAAUUAAGAGUCCAAGAUCUGCACAAAUCUCACUCCUGUUCUGAUGAUUUAUAAGCGUUUGGUGCAUUUUGAAAUAUAUAUCCUGUGAGAUUAAUAGACCUCAAGGGCUGUUAUCUAGAAAUUGUAUUGAAAAAUGUUUAAAUCUUUAUGCUGCAGCUCAAGUAUUGCAGGUAAGAAAAUAUUUUGGUUUUGGUGGUUUUUUGGCGGGGUGGGGUAGUUAAAGAUAUUUUGCUCUUUUUGAUUCAGUCACAGGACCAUAGUAAUUUGAAAAAUUACAAUUCUGAAACUAGUUGGGAAACUAUGAUGGGACAUAUAGUUAUGCAGAAAAUACAGCUCCAAAAUAUUUGUCAUGGAAAGGAAUAGUACAUAACUCGUGCUUCAGUUCAGCUGAUGUCUUUCAGUGGGGUUAGAACCUACUAAAACUAGCUGAUUUCCUGGUGAGCUGUAUUUGUGGAGCACACAUGCAUUUUUCAGCAGUGUUUUAUGUUACUGUAGUGGGCCGGUACCAUCGUGCUAAAGCUGCGGUGAAGUUGCUUUCUCACCAUUAACAGAUGGGACGUAGGUGAGAACAAAAGCCAAAGAAUUAUAACAAUUAACACAUUAUAGCCCCACAAAUAGUUUAGGAAAAGGAGUUGCAAACAAAUGCUGUAAAUUGGUGAUGGAUUUAAAAUACUCCAUUGGUAGGUUUUAUUCAGCAGAUAGGGUUAUUUUCAGUCCUUAAAGAUAAAGCUAUUUCUAGAAAACAGCAAUGCAUAGUUGGAAUAAAAUAAGUUAAAUCUUUGCAUUUUAUAGUUUGAAAGAAUAAUCUAAGUUAAUGUUGUCAAAUCUAUGAUUACAAUUAAAAACUCUACAUACUCAAAAAAAUCUCCACUGUGUGUCUGUCAUUCUUAAUGAUCCCUUAUGCUUGUAUUUUAAAAAGAUCAAAACCGUUAC